GGGAGGCGGUUAAAGGUUCGGCUUCGGAAAUGGCCGCGGGAAAGUAGAGAGCGUUACGUCGUCUGGCAGGCGAGCCGAAGUUUUUCGUGUGCAGCGCUCGUUAAUCGCUUCGAGCGUCAGUUCACCGCUUCACUCUCCAACACAUCGUCUACCAUGUUUUAAAAAGAAAAAAAAAAAGCCGUAAAACGUGGUACCAUUUUCAAAAAAUCGCGAUUAGUGCUUGCGACUAAUCUGCUGUCCCUCUCUAUCUCUAUCUCUCUCUCUCUCUCUCUCUGGUGAGAGUGGUUCAGACACAUACCGGUGUCUCAAAGAGAUCAGAGUGCGUGCACGAGGAUGGCCGGCGACGACGUUGCACCAUCAAACAAUGAGAUCCUCGCGGACAGAGAGGGGCAGGGUGCGUCAGUGCGGGGGGAACCGCAUUCCAGAGUGGGCGGCAUCCUGGAAUGCGAUCCCCCCGGUAACAAGAAUUCGCCGAGCCAGCGAGUCCCUAACGACGACGACUGCGCCGACGGAAGCGCUCACACUGUGAUCCCGCACGAUUGUAACGGAGGCGGGGGGACACCGAUUGCCGGCGAUAACGGCCCUCUAUGUCGAUAUGCUAUCGGCACUGCGCAUACCGCUAUGUCUUUUAUCGAAGUUUGCCAGAUUCGACUGCAGCACCUUUUCCCGCAGCUGGUCUCGUCCUCGCGGUAUAGAUCCUGCGAAAACUCCAUAGAACUGACUGCAGAACGGUUAGCGAACGAUGUGAUACGGUAUCUACUGAAGGAGGACAUAUAUCUGAUAUCUCAGAAUCCAGUUUCCCGCAGUAUGAGACACAAUGUGUAUCAGAUGUUGAACAAGCACAGUAUCCUCUUCGCGAGUAUGGUAAAUCGUCUGAACGUUAUGCCGGACACGGCUUACGAAGCGUUCAUGGGUGUUGCCGACGAAUUGUUCCUGCACGGCGUAGUUACUUGGGCGAGGAUUAUUUGUCUGUAUGCAUUCACGGGCAGACUCGCUCUGUGGGCACGGGACAGACGGAUGCACGCCUUGAAGAAAAAAUUACCGCUUUACGUCUCGAGAUUCAUUGGCGAAAAAGUUGCGGAUUUUAUCAAAGUAUACGGGGGAUGGGAGCAACUGUGUAUAGAAUAUCCUGUGGCUGAAGAGAUAAGUGGAGCGAUUUGGAGAUGUCUUAUAAUGACAGGUGCUACGCUUGGUGUGGUUGCAAUCAUCUUGACAGUGACCUCUUGAUAUAGUCUUAGAAAUUAAUUUAUACAGGGUACGUUUUGCGCGAGAUUUUCCAAUCGUACUUAUUUCUUAUCAAAAUACGUUGAGAAACAAUUCUGGAAGUUUAUAUAAGAUCUUUAACAUUGGCACGAAGAGUGAAAUUGUGUGAUCCAAAAGACAUCUUACAUCUUGUGAAAUAAGUACAGGAUAUCAAUUAAAUGUUAACCUUGCAACCUGCACAAUUUUCAUGUCAGUGUCACUCAGCUUAGAAUUAUCUUACAUUUUAUAUAACUCCAACAAAUGUGUAACAUAAGUGAAUGAUAAUGAUACAAGUUUCCUAUUAUAUUCAUAUUCAUGCAGCUCGGUGGACUAGUUAAAUUAGUAAAAAAAAAGGAAUAAAUCUUAUUUAAUAUUAAUCUAGAUAUUUUAUCAAAAUAAUUUUAUAUAAAUAAUACUCAAAAUUGAAGUUCCAGGUAUUUUAUACCGGCCAAGAAUCUCAAAAUUCUGUUGAAUUUAGGUAGAAUCAAUCUAAAUAUAUUUAUUUAUAAUUUAUUUUAGGUAGAAAAUAUAUUAAUAAAUUUCCUUGUCAAUCAAA
Messenger RNA from Frieseomelitta varia, 1798 nucleotides. RefSeq lists its product as uncharacterized. The record is from RefSeq and is a predicted model, not a curated record. NCBI's taxonomy places the organism in Eukaryota, Metazoa, Arthropoda, Insecta, Hymenoptera, Apidae. The coding region runs from base 334 to 1227 and encodes 297 amino acids. Gene Ontology annotation, molecular function: protein heterodimerization activity; protein homodimerization activity. Gene Ontology annotation, cellular component: mitochondrial outer membrane. Gene Ontology annotation, biological process: extrinsic apoptotic signaling pathway in absence of ligand; intrinsic apoptotic signaling pathway in response to DNA damage; regulation of apoptotic process. The transcript is spliced from 3 exons.